Messenger RNA from Rhinopithecus roxellana (golden snub-nosed monkey), 3362 nucleotides. RefSeq names its product protein unc-45 homolog B-like. The record is from RefSeq and is a predicted model, not a curated record. Lineage: Eukaryota; Metazoa; Chordata; Mammalia; Primates; Cercopithecidae. Gene Ontology annotation, molecular function: Hsp90 protein binding. Bases 1 to 609 code for a protein of 202 amino acids. The transcript has 4 exons.
AUGGCCAGAAAACCCCCAUGGUCACUGCAGAAGACUAAAAGCGUCCUGAUACUUCCUCCACACCUCUACCCUAGGCAGAAGAUCUUUAAGGAGAGGGCCUUGCCGGACAUUGAGAACUACAUGUUUGAGAAUCAUGAUCAGCUGCGGCAGGCGGCCACCGAGUGCAUGUGCAACAUGGUGCUCCACAAGGAGGUACAGGAAAGGUUCUUGGCUGAUGGGAACGACCGGCUGAAGCUGGUGGUGCUGCUCUGCGGGGAGGAUGAUGAUAAGGUGCAGAAUGCGGCUGCAGGGGCUCUGGCCAUGCUGACAGCAGCACACAAGAAACUGUGCUUCAAGAUGACUCAAGUGACAACCCAGUGGUUGGAGAUCCUCCAGCGGCUUUGCCUGCAUGACCAGCUGUCUGUCCAACACCGGGGCCUCGUCAUCGCCUACAAUCUACUGGCAGCCGAUGCUGAGCUGGCCAAAAAGCUGGUGGAGAGUGAGCUGCUGGAGAUCCUGACUGUGGUGGGCAAACAGGAGCCAGAUGAGAAGAAGGCAGAAGUGGUUCAGACAGCCCGAGAAUGUCUCAUCAAGUGCAUGGAUUAUGGCUUCAUUAAACCAGUGUCUUAGACAGGGACCCUCAGGGAUGCUGGGAGUGGCCCUGUACUGUGCAGAGUCCUGGGUUGGGUUCUCCUGGAGUGUCAGGUCAUCUAGGGAUCAUAGCAGUGACAAUGAAGUCUCAAUAUAAAUGGAAGACUUGACUGUUCCCUGAGUUGUGAAUCUUCUCCUUUGUCCUGACAGAGUUUGGAUGUUUCAUUCUCUCUCUUGCUUCCUAUCUCCUUACAUCUGUCAAGUUUCAGAAAUUCCAAGAAUAAUUUUCACCCAUGAUUAGAACAUAGGUUGGAUCAUUCUUUCUGUACCCAUUUUGAAGGCCAGGAUAACAGGUUGAAGUUAUUUAUAUUUUGGAAAAUGGAUUUUGUGGUAAGGUAGGAACUAACGGGUGUGUGCAUAUAAAGGUUAAUGCUGUUGUAUUUGGAUGCUGAUCUGUGCUGUUUUCAUGACCUCUCUCCCACACUAUUUGAAUCAGUCUGUUCAGAACGGUGUGUUUCACCUUCAGUGCUCUGUCCCAGCCCUGUGCCCAUUCCCAUCACUUCACUGUGAUGGAAAUAGAGUUUAUGUUCAACAGUGAGACAUGACCUCUGCAAUUUGCUUGGGAAAGUCUUCCAAGCAAGAUGGACAUGAUGAAUACAAAUAAGAUAAUCUUCAAACAAAAAAUAAAUAAUUCAUUGGCUCAUGUAUCUUGGCCAUCCAGGGAAGGUCUGACAUUGUUAGAUUCAGAGUUUCAAAUGCCAUCACCAUGGAUGUGUCUCUUUCUCUCUCUCAUUUUCCCUCCCCAUAUCUUGUCUUUUAUUUAUUAUAGGUUGAUUUCAUUCCCUAGUGGGCUCUCUCCCUGUGAUAGGAAAGGCAGUCCCCAGCAGCCCCAGGCUUACAUAGCUGUUAUAGUUCAUUAUGGAAGAGAAGAGAGAAGAGCAUUUUCAAUAACUCAGCAAAGUUCCCAGGAAUGACUCUGAUAUGUCUGUGUCUCAGGUCACAUUUCCAUCUAUGAACCAAUCAUAUUCAGAGGUGGAAUGCUAAUUGGCCAGGCCUGGGUCAUAUAUACAAAUCUAGGUUAAGAAGGAGCUUCAUCCCUGUCCAAUUGACAUGGACUGAUUAGGGGUAUUAAUGGAAGAGGUGUGCCACCACAAAAGAAUGUACCCUGGGCAUAUCAAAGAACAUGUUCUUUAUGUCAGGCUUGGCCACAAAAGAAUGACACAAGUAAUAUGCCGUAGAUCAGAACCUCUCUGUUAAUACUGCCUUUUUAGCAUGGUUGAGAUAGCUAAGAACUAGUACUGUCACUCAGGUAUGUCCCAAUUCUACCUACAUUUAUUGAAGGGUCGACAGUUCUGAUCUCAGCAUUGGGUAAAGGGUGGGACAUUUAGUUUUAUGGUCCUUGACGAAAACAAUUUACAACGUUCUGUUGUGUAGUAAGUGUAAGUGUACAUAUGCCUGGAAAAGAGACAGACUAUCAGAAAGUUGCACUGUUGCGGUAUGGGCCAAAUCCAACAUAAUACCCGCUGUACCUCUAGAGAACUAAAACUUUAGUUUCUCAGAUCUUUUCUGCACUAAUGAUCUUUACAUACAGCCUACAUUUUACUAACUCUUACAUGGGCUUGUUUCACAGCAGGAAACUAUACUCAUCAUAUCCUUAUUAUGAUAGAGAAUGACAACAUUCAAAAAGGUGUGGCCCUUCUGAAAAUAUAUACAACAUUCAUCAUCAAUAAAUAGCAUGAUUUGACCCCUGUCAAAUUCUUUCCUUCUUUCCUCAUAUGUGGGCUUGAGUGGGUGUAUUUAGCUCCUUUAAACAAAACUCUUUCAGAGGUAGGGCCACACUCUUACUCAUUUUGACUCUCAUGAGAUUACAUCUGCCAGUGGCGUUCAGGGCCAGUUAGAUAAAGCUCAUCUUGUUUGGAUUGCAGGGAAUUUUUUUUUUUUUUUUUUGACAGGGUCUUGCUCUGUAACCUAGGCUCAAGGGCAGUGGUGCAGUCAUGGCUCACUGCAACCUUGGUCUCCAUGGCUCAAGUGAUCUUUCUACCUCAGUCUUCUGAAUAACUGGGACUACAGGCACACACCACCACCCCCAGCUAAUUAAAAACAUUUUUUUUUUAGAGACGGGGUCUCACUAUGUUGCCCAGUCUGGGCGACCACGUUCUUUAAGAUGAGUAUUUUAUAAAUAGUCCAAGAAGAUCCAGAGGAAAGCUGAAUUCCUUCAUCUGAUUUUUGCCACUGGUCUACUAUCUGGCUAAGUCUUCACGGGAGGCCUUUAAGAAAAGCUGUGAAAAAUACCUUUGUUUCCCACUGCCUAGAUUACAUAACUGAUUGGCUUUUCCAGCCUAGACUCUUAGUCACCAUUGCUUGUAAGAGGACCCUUCUUUGCCGAUUCCUAUUUAUUUUCAUCUAUGCUUUCAAAUAGACUGAUGCUAACCUGAGAUCAUCUCUUUAUUGAGGUAGCUUGCUCAAAACCAGCAAGGAACAGCCAAUACCUGCCAACUUUCCAGGUUUUUCCAACCAAUUCUCUUACAGAAAACCUAUGAAUACCUUAGAGGUAUGUUUCUUAGUUUCCCAACAUAUAAUGGAAAAAUUCAUCAUUUUUAUCAUUACUUUUAACUGAAGUAUGUUGCUAUCAGAUAACUUGGUCUGUAUCAUAUUAAUCCUUUGCAAUUUGAGAAGCAUACAAUUUUAAAGUUUAUAUCUCCAAAAUGAUACUUUAUAAAAAUUUAACCCCUUUGACUCUUAGUCUUCUCAUUUGUGAAAGGUAAAUAAUAAAGAAUUUCUGUUCCUAGUAA